AUGUGUAGUGGAAUGGGUUGCGUGCUGCGUGGGGUGGCUGGAGUAGCGGGUGGCGGUGCCGGGUGGCGGUGCAGGGUGGCGGCGCGCGGCUGGCGCGGCGGGCGCGGCGGGCGGCGGCCGGGCGCGCGGCAGUCGCACGCCAGCACGUGCGCGCACCGCCCUCGCGCCGCCCGAGCCGCCGGCGUCCGGUGCCCGCCGCGCCACCCGCGCCCUCUUAACCCAACGCGCUCAAUAUUUCCACAAGAUUACUAUUCCUCCUGUAAUAAUCUACGUAAGACGAUUUUCGGUUUACAUCCUUAUUGA
Spodoptera exigua (beet armyworm) is the source of this 303-nucleotide messenger RNA. NCBI's taxonomy places the organism in Eukaryota, Metazoa, Arthropoda, Insecta, Lepidoptera, Noctuidae. The record is from the annotation of a GenBank genome assembly.